AACAUAACCACUUUGGCGGUAAGCUUAUCUUUUUUUGUAUGAACAUGGUCUCUAGAGUUUAAAAAAUCGACACUUCUAGAAAAUCAUGUUGAAAUUCAAUGUGUCGUAAAUUUGUACUUAAUGAAAGAAGAAGCUACACGGUUUGCAAUGUCAGAAACAACCUUGUACAGAAUUACCCUCCACAGGACUUUUACUUUAUUAAAGGAAGGAGUUUGGAAUGACAGUGAUCCGAAUCCAUUCAAGUUCCUUCCAUCUUGUGUCGUCGGGGAUUUAUUGAUCACCGGGUUGAGUCAUUACUACACCAACAUCGAUGAUAUCAAGUUGCUUCUCACCAGUGGAAAAGUUGAACGCCUCGACCUUUCUUUCUUUGAUUUGGCGAACGAUCGGGAUUUAUUUAUGACAUUACUGUCUGAAAAUAACUGCACUAAUUUAAAGCACCUUGUUCUACAUUCCUUUCUCAAGCGGGAGCAUUUUCCAUUGGUGAAAGCUGUUCUUCGUAAUACUCCUAAAUUACGGCAUUUUCAUUCGGCAGUAUUUUUUGGCCUCGACAUUUUCAACCAUUGUGAGAAACUGCUGACUUUGAAAUUUGAUCUUCCAAUCGAACAAAUUUCAAAUUACUUUCUUCACAAAAAUAUGGAUUUCUCUAAAUCAUUGAAAAAUCUGAAAGUCUUUUCCCUCGGUCGUACAGGCGAUUGCUUUUCAGUAUGCAGAAUUAUUGAAACAGUUUUGUUAAAUUGUCCGGAAUUAGUUUCUGUAGGAAUGGUGGAUUCAUCGCUAGCCAUAGCGGGCAUUCAGAAAAAAAGAAAAGAACCUUUGCGCUUCCAACUGCGCAGAUGCUUCUGGGGAGUAGCCUAUAUGAGACGUUUUCGUGAAAGAACCGUUCUAAAGCUUUUUAAUUACCGAUCCGAAUUCUCAGCAAUCAUUAAAACUGCUGUUUCCUCUUGUCCACUUGUUGAAGAAUUAAUAAUUGAUGUACACGACGAAAACUGCUUACAAUACUUAUCUCAAUUACCAAUGUUGACUUUCCUAGUUAUAAACUUUAAACAUUAUUACUGUAGCAAACUUCGGGAUCCAUUAAUUUCCCUUUUCAGCCAAAUCGGACCACAAAUCAAACACUUGUCAAUUCAGAAAGUAAAGAAUAUACCAAUAAAUGAUAUUUGCGAGUAUUGCCCCAACUUACUAUCCCUUCAAAUUAUUGGAACAAUUACUGUUUCUGAACCUUCAGCAAUUAGUUCCAAUCUUCGAAAUUUAAAACGUUUGUAUGUUUCGACUGCUGAUCAGGUAUCUUUUCGAUUUCUUCUUUCAAACUGCUUGCAUUUAGAAGAAUUGUUUCUUGGCACGGCGUUGACUGUAGACGAUGAGCUUUUGAAGUAUGUUUUAACAAAGAAUUCUCUGUCUGAACUUAAGACUAUUGGAAUCUCUAGAAGCAAACUUAACAAGUGGAGUUUAAGAAGGCUUCUGAAGAGUGCUGUUUCUCUCAGUAAAAUUGGUGUGAGCGACUUUUAUUAUUUAGUUGAAGAAUUGAAAAUUGAAAUGAAUUGUACUCAGUUAAAUUGCAUGUAUAUUGAUGCUAUAAAAAGAUACGAUUUUUUUUCCUGCAGACUUGAUCCAUAUGAUUUUUAGAAUUGUCUUUUCA
Molecule: messenger RNA, 1636 nt
Organism: Argiope bruennichi
Lineage: Eukaryota; Metazoa; Arthropoda; Arachnida; Araneae; Araneidae
Exons: 2
Coding region: 121-1623 (500 amino acids)
Source: RefSeq, a predicted model, not a curated record